AUGUCUUAUUCACCGGCAAAGCGCCGCAACUCGUGGCCGCUCAACGACCUUGAGAAGAAGUAUGAUGAGCUUUUGGACGAGUACCACAAGCAGCAACCUCAGAUCUCAGCACUGAGUGCAGACAAAGUCGUCCUUCGCAACGAAAACCUUGAUCUUGCGAUCAGGAACGGCGAGCUCAAAUCGCAGACCAUCAAACAGCAGAUACAGAUACUGGAGCUGAGUGGGAAGGACGACGAUAUUGAAGAUCUUCGAAACACCGUCCUCAACUACCGGGCUGAAUUGGAGGAAGUGAAGCAGCAGUCGAUGUUCCUGCAUGACAGAGGUGGAGAGCAAGACCAGGCGGUUAUCAUUCAAGAUCUUAUGGUGGAAGUUGAAACCCUGCGAGCGCAGUUGGAUAGUGUUGCGUCGAUUGAUAGCUAUGUCGAGCAGAUCGCGAUGAUGCAAGAGCAUACCGAGAAUCUCGAAGCAAAGCUCGCCGUAGCCUCCAGCCAGCUAGCGAACAAGGACCCUGACACAUCCCCAUCACACCAUGUCACAUCUCUCACGCCAAAAGUUGCGGAAAUGCCGGAUGAAGUGGACCAAACCGACGACACAUCCACAGAAGGUUCCAAGAAAAAGUCCGAAAAGUACUCUCUCAUGCUGGAGAUGGAUCUAAAGCAACAGAUGGAGGCGUACACCACGCUCUGGCACAAAUUCGAAAGGUCAGAAGAGAAAUUACAGCAUUGCGGCGAGCAACGACAAACGCUGGAGAAUAAGGCUAGGAAUUUAAGGAACUUCAACGAGCAUCUCCAGAACCGGCUUCAGGAUAUGGAUGCAGAAAAACAAGGAGACUGCAAAGGUAAAUGCAAAGACUUGGAGGAGAAGCUACGGAGACUGCUGAACUGUUUCGGGAUGCAUCGAAGAGCCGAGAAAGAGAUGAUUGACGAGGUUAUGCACGAGUUUACGGGAGACUUGGAUGGCGGUGGUGAUGAUUACGAUGAUGAGUCUGUAGUGGUUGAUUGUGAGAGUUGCGAUGGUGAGGAGGGCGGACAGAAGAGGAGAGGCGAUUGAUUGUAUCCGCGCGGUCAGAUUGAAAUUGAUAGAUAGCUUGAAUUAGAGGAUUUGACCUG
This is a messenger RNA of Dothidotthia symphoricarpi CBS 119687, 1109 nucleotides long. RefSeq lists its product as uncharacterized. The transcript has a single exon. Bases 1 to 1050 code for a protein of 349 amino acids. The record is from RefSeq and is a predicted model, not a curated record. NCBI's taxonomy places the organism in Eukaryota, Fungi, Ascomycota, Dothideomycetes, Pleosporales, Dothidotthiaceae.